Schistocerca nitens (vagrant locust) is the source of this 10508-nucleotide messenger RNA. RefSeq lists its product as uncharacterized. The record is from RefSeq and is a predicted model, not a curated record. Lineage: Eukaryota; Metazoa; Arthropoda; Insecta; Orthoptera; Acrididae. The coding region runs from base 1 to 9813 and encodes 3270 amino acids. The transcript is spliced from 7 exons.
AUGGAGACCACAACCCCAGUUCCAGUCCUGAACAACGAAUCAGCAGCGACUGAUAAGCAUGCCAGAUGUAGAAGCCGACGAAACUUGUCCCCUACAGACACAUCUCAACCAGAUAGUAAAAAGGUCCCUCUAGUGCAAAAACCAGAUCUGCCGACGCCCACAGAAGAAACUGACGUCAUCCCUGGUAUCGUACGAAAUAGAAUUGCUGUGUUUGAAAAACAACCACCACUCUCAUCAGAAGAAGUGCCGACCACGAAGAAGAUCCAUUUAUGCGUCCAUUACAUCAAGCCAGAUGAACACACAGCCAAAAACGGAGUAGAAGCUUACAACAACUUGUCGUCCUGUAGACCUGAUUCUCCCUGCACCUUCUUGACUACUGAGGACAGUACUGAAGAUGAACCUGAGAAAGUGUCGGAACAACUGGACGGCGCCCACUGUGACAGAACAUUGCUGGAAAAAACACAUGGAGAGAAUGUUCCAGAGUUCAGUAUAGAUAGUGACACAGCCAAGAAGACCCCUUUGUUGACAGCAUUUGCACAACGAUCUGAUACCGAGUACAACAGCUCUCCACCAAACGAUAAACUGGGUCAAAAUACUGUCCAUCCUGAUACGCCACAGUCAACAGAAGGAUUACAACGAUCAAUAUUUAAAGAGAUUAACACAGUUGACCGAGAAGACCCAUCAACUAUGAGUCUAGAGCAAGACAAUCCUGUGGGAGACACAUGCCGACCAGAGUUCCACCACAGUGGUUCUCUGUCACAGAUAGACGAGGAGAAGCUUAUUGACGAAGUUUUCAGGAUCUUCUCAGAAGAUUCAGUAGAAUCCAUCGACGACUUUAUAUCUCAUUCGCAACUGGGAAGGCAUGCUACUGCGGAACAACCAGAUCAUUCAGACCUUCCUGUGAGUCUUCCAGUUGAUGCACACUCUGGUGUGGCAGACCUCACAUCCAGUGUCCACCAAUCUGUUUCACUGGAUGUACAAGGGUCCCAAACUAUACUGGAGUCUCAAAAGAAGUCCAGCGAAUGGGACAAAACUGCAGCUUGCACAACUUUGGGUUCGAGUGUCAGCAAAGACGUAGCACAUCAGUUCCAAACGAAAAUGGCAGGGGAUGACUCUGGAGACCUCGAUCCCGAUGUUCACCACCUUGUUUCGCUCGACAUAGUAUCAGGGUCCCAAAAUCUGUCCAGUGAGCCAGGAUCAAGUGGUAGCAGAAAUAUCGCAUCUCAGUAUCCAGUGAGACUGGAAGAUGAAGUACAGUCCUCCAGCAUACAGGACUCGGCGAUCAAGAACCCAGAUGAGGAGUCACGUGUAGAAGUUCUGACGGACGACGACAUCGAUCUGAUUUACCAGUCGUCUGUUCUGGCGGACACGGUUGUACAGACGAGUGCUGAUGAGCUGUUCGAGGAACUGUACGAAAGCCUCCACACUGAUGACGAAGCAGAAUCUGUAGAGCAGUUGAAUGAAAGCAGGAAGUCGCGAACUGCACCCGUCAACGAGUCGCUGCCUCAAACUGUCACCUCCUCAUCUGAGUGUGGUCCAUCGCAGGCUGACAUGGAACCGACAGCACUAAAUGAAUUCUCUAAUGAUGACAGUGCGUCUGGUUUACCCCAUUUGCAAGAAGCACACCUGAGAAGCACAGAAACUGAGGAUGAUAUAGAAGAAAAUAAUAGUGCACACGAGACAAGCAGUAAUGAGGAGACGGAGAUUGGACGACAAUGUUUGGAUGCAUUUAUGACGACAACUGUAGAGGACCAAAAUGGUGAACAUCAUAAGGAAAUUACUGUACUGGCCCCUGUCACUAAGCCCAAUGGGGAAUCGCAACCACAACCAGCACCUCCGUUCAACGUCGAAUGUGGUGAUGAGAGCUACCUUUCAGCUCCCACCGCUGCUUCUACUGAGUCACCACAAGAAUUCAGAGCGGAAAAACUAACUGCAGUUCAGACUUUUAAAGAUGCUUGUGAAACGACUGAUGAAAAAUUCAGCAGUGAACGACAUGAAGAAAAUUCUGAGAACUGCGAUCUGGAAGCAUUGGGGGGUAAACUGUCCAUUUCCAGUGAUCAGAGUGAGCACAGGAAUGAUUGGACGAUGGGAAGCGAACUGAAGUUUCAUGACACUGUUAGCACGCAGGCAGAUGACGUUCAACGAAGCGAAGCAGAUAAUGAAGUAGAAGUAUCUGGGUUACUGGGUACAGCAGAAAAAGUCGUUGUAGUACUUCGUGCUUCGGUAUCAGACCCAUUUGAGCCAUCUACUGAGAUGGCGAGAGAAGAAAGUUACUUAAAUAGUCAACAAAAUGGUCCUCAUAGUCAGGGCUGCGUUUUCAGUCCCAACUUUGCAUAUGCUGGAGCAGAAAAGAAGUCAUCACAACCUGAAGACAAAGACCUAUACUGUAAGGAUACGUUGGGGCUUGCUGAUGAAUCGGCCUACAGUGGAGAAAGCGAAGACACUGAGGCCUCUUCUACUGAGAAAGCAUCAAACGUUGUAGAAGAGGUGUCAGAGUGCUAUAGUCACGAGAAGAUCCAGAGCUCUGGAGAAAUGGUAACGGAUACAGUAAUGGCUAUUGCAGGUUCUGUGGGCGAAACUAUAAAAUCAGAAGCCUCGUCCAUAACUAUUGAUAUUGUUCGAGAAACAGGUGGAGAACAGCCUCUUGCUGGAAACAUGAACGAAGGAAAUGUCGCUGAUGAUGCGGACUUAAGCUUGUCUCCAUUAACUGCACCGUGUGCAUAUCCAGUGGCUGAAGUUCCAAAAGACUACGUGGUCGAGCGGGAGGCGGGAGAAGAAAGCGAGCAAGAGGCAGCUGGAAGAUCAUAUGAUGUGCGUCUAGAAGUCGUGCAUGUGGAAAAGCAUAGUGAAGAAUCGACAUAUAAAUCAGUUUCUAAAGCAAUUGAUGGCGAAACGACAAUGCUCGAAUUACCAUCUGCACAGGCUACGAAUACAACCAAUAAUAGGGUUGUAGACGAAGUGGAAGUACACAGCAGUAAAAUGGAGCGACCUGAAUCGCCAUCUGAUCAGAUUAUUCAGACAAGGGAUACAAAUGUUGGCGAUACUAUCGCAGAAGAACAGCAUGGAGAAACGACAUCAGAUGACACUCAAACUGCUCAGGUCGCAACGUCUGAUGUAUUGAUGGAUGAGCUCGUAACAGAAAGUUUCAGCGAAGGAAUUACACACGCUGAAACAUUGUCCAGUGGAGGUGCCCAUCCUUUCAUGGCACACCCUAUCAGCUCUUCCUUCAACAACAAUGCUGCUGUACUACCCUCCAAACUUGAGACAGAGAAUGGGGAGUACAGCAGUGCCGCGCAAGAAAAUAACGAAACGUGUGGAGUGUUAAUCGAUUUUGGCAUUGAUACCAGUGAGAGCCAAGAUAAUUCUUUAUGUCAGAGACAAAACUAUGGGCCCAAAGACUCGUUUGAAAAUAGCGUCCCUUUUCUGGUAAGUGAAGAAAACGAAAACAAUGCUAGUGGAGGUGCGUCCGACGACAUUCUGAACUUCACAUUACCUGCGGGAAGCUUGAUGCAGCCUGGCACUAACUUCUUCGAUAGCCAGUUCGACUGUUUUCUAGCUGAAAAAGUGGUGGAACAUUCAGGAACCAACAAAGAUCUGCUACUGUCAAGACGAGAUGAUAAACUAAUGACAUGUUCUGAAUCAGUUGCACCAGAGGCCCCGCAUGUUGAUGACAGAAAAACAGACGUUGUUGGUGGAAUUCCUGACAAUGGCGAAGACAAAGAACGUUCCACUAAACAAAGCGUUGAACUUACUGGAAGUUAUACUGGUUCCUCUGAAAUUGCUGCAGAAAGAGAGCAGCCUCUGAUAUUGGCACGUGGUUCUCAGGAGGCAAAGUUAGCGGAAGAUAAAAUACACACUGGGGAAUCAGAAGUAACGACUGAUAUGGAUCAACAGCAUGAUAGCAUGUUAAAACAGAACGUUAUACCAGCUCUUGAGCAACAGGGCAACGCUGAAGAUGGUAAUCCACAUAAAGUACCUCCAGUUCUACAAACUGAAGAGAAAGAAGAAACCGAAAGUAAGCAAGUUCAGGUUUCCAGAGACACUCAAUACUCGUCUCAGAAAGGUAUAGGCGUGAAUGAAUUGGCCAGUGAAGAAGUAAAUGGUCAACAGGAGGGCGAGAAACAGACAACAGAAAAAGAAUUGGCUCAGAAGGAAAUAGAUGAAAAAGAGGUAGUGGGAGAGGAGACCACAGCCGGUGUAAUGGCUCAAACAGGAAUAGAGAAUGUAAAUAUGGAAGAGCAAAAAGUAAUUGUCAAUGAGAAACAGAUGGGAAAUAUAGAAAUGGAGGUAGUAGAAAAGGCUGAGGAAUGUAAGGAGACAGAGCAAUCGGAUAUGGACGAGUCAGAAAAUAGAAGCAAUAAUUCUAAGGGAAUAUAUGAGACCACAGAUCUAGUGGAGAAAGGGAAAAUAGUGACUGAGAAUGACAAGGAGGAAGGUGAGGAAUAUAAGAAAAUGGUGACAGAAAAGGUAGAAGAAUUAGAAAAUGGGAAGAAAAAUUCUAAAGGAGAGAAUGAGAUAAAAGGGGAAGAAAUAGAAGAGAAUGAAUUUAAAGGGAAAGAAAGAGUGACAUGUGAGAGAGAUAAGUUAGUGACAAAAGAGGUGGAGCAGGCAGAAAAUGAGAAUAAGAAUUCUAAAGAUGAGACUGAGAUUAGAGAAGUAAAGAGAGUGAAAAGUGAGAAAGAGGAGAAGGGGGAGGAGUGGGUGACAAGUGAAGAAAAUAAGCUAGUGAUCGAAGAGAUGGAAGAGGUGGAAAUUGAGAAGAAGAAGUCUGAGGAAGAGAAUGAACUCAGAGAGGGACCGGAAGAAGACAAAGGGAGAAAAGGUGAACAGAGGAUGACAGGCAAGGAAGAUAAACUGGUGAUGAAAGAGUCCAAAGAAAAUGUGAAAAAAUCUGAGAAAGCUAAUGAGAUAGCUGGAAAGGAGAAAGAUGGGGAAGGUGCAGUUUCUGGUGAUAAUCCACAGUUACCUGAUUCGAUCGAUUCCCAGCCCACGCCUAAACCAUUGCUUCUUGCAGAUGAGGAUGAUGCAGAGUUCCAUCUGUGGCCAUCAGACGUGCCUUUGGGUCCACCAUCAGGUAGGAGUGGCGUCUGCAGUCCUGUCAACGCGUUUGACGACUCAUUGGUUGACUUUGACUCGGUUAUCUCCGCCCCCAGCCUAGAGGAAGCCCUGCGCCAGUUUGAGGAUGGACUGGAGCGGGCACGUCUCCAAAACGAACGGGCAGCCCAGGAGAACUCCGACAGCGCAUCGGGUCAGUACGAUAACACUGGAAGUGCUGCAGGAAGAGCUUCAUCGGAGGACGCAAAUGACUACCAGUCGACACCCGAAGGGCAGUACAACUCAGGCGAGGAACAGAGAGCUGGCGAUACUGGUGACUCUGGCUACAUGAGCACAGACGACUUGCACAAUUCACUGCACCGCAGCCCUGACGUAAGCAGCAUCAGUGGUGUUCCGAGAAACAAAUCGUCUCCAGCACAUAAUGGGGUCAAAUCUGACCUGCCAGGGAGGUGCAAGCCCUUUCAGAAGUUCACCAGCGACGACAAGGGACACACUGGAGAAAGUGGCUUCAUGGGGCCAGCUGAGAGGGAAAUCUGGGGCUAUCAGGACGACAGCGACGAUGAGUCAGAGUGGAGAGAGGGUGAGAGCACGCCUGUUAGGUACUACCCCAGGGUGCUGUCACCGGGACCACCUCCGAUGGGACCAAUUGCUGAGGAGGGAGAAGAUGGAGGACACGAUGGGAAUAAGACAGUGGCUCCUGCCACGGGAGGACAAUCUGCUGUGAAAGCUGAAGGCUUGCAAGAGGAGAAGAAAGCGAGUCCAUCCAUCACCCAAGCAUCAAAGUCCACUUUCUCAUCCUCAAACAAAAGCCCAGACUCGUUUGACGAUUCAGAUAACAAGAGUUCUGACAAUGCGUCUCUAGCUGACAAUGAGAGGUCAGCUACUCCCAGUGACGAUUCUCGUGAUAUGUCGCCGCAGGGGUGUCGAGGUACUGGUGAAGGUGAUCCGUGUGCCACGAGUCCACCAGAAAAAGGUAUUUCCAGUGUCGGCAACUCUGCUGUAGAGUCAGUGAGAAGUCAUCUCGAAAGGGAAUUAAGCGUUCCUAUAAUAGUCAUAGAGGACGCGGACCUCGUAGACAAUCUGUAUACAGCGUUCCCACCACAGAUAGACCGACAGGUCUUCAGCGAUUCGGAGGUGUCCGGCGAGACCCAAGUUAAAACUCGACCGCGCAGGAGGAGGCUUAUUUACUACGACGACACUGACUUAGACGUGACGAAGGCUGUGGCUGCGAGUGACGCAUCUGGAAGGCCUCGACCUGAGUCACGGACAAAGACAUCCGGCAGGAAGCACGGGAUGAGGUCCAGAGAGGACAAGAGUGGCGCUAGCAGCGAUGGGAGUCCCUCUAACAGCCAAGCGAUGCUGGACACUGACGGCGACGUGUCAUCGAGCAUUCUGUCAGAGAGUGCAGAUGGGACGUCUCGUUCUAAUGAGAAAUUCAGCGUCACGACUUCUGCCGAUGGGAAUUGCAAUCUGGAGUCUGUCAAGCUGGCCAGUUCCAAAGGUAUAGGCAAUGAAACUCCUGCAAACGUUUUCAAUGAUGAAACUGAGGAAGUACUCACUGCUACUUCUGGGAAUGAUAUAGAUGAAACUGUAAUUCCUGUACAAGAUAUUGUAAUACGAAAUAAUUUGCUAGUAACUGAUAGCACUCAGUUUCCAGACACUGACGUUGGAGGAAGCCAGAGUUGUGUAAAUACAGAGGGCAAAGAAGCUGUUGUGGCUGUUACAUCGGAUGCAUCCAUUCCAGGUGAUGUACCUGUGAAAGAUGAAGAUACUACCCCCAUGGUUAGAACUAGCAAUGUCACCAUUUGUGUCAUUGGUGCCACUCCGACACCAGAUAUUUUGGAUGUCAAUGGGGAAGCAGAAGUUCGAGCACCACAGGAUAGCGAGGUCACCAUUCCAGAUGCCAAGGACAUGGAUGAGAGUAUGGAAAAUGCCACUGCGUCUGAACCUGCAAUAAAAAUGAUGCAUACGAAUGAACUGGUACCCAUUUCUGAAGUCAAGGAAACGCCGGGAUCAACAGAUGGAGUUAUCACUGGAGUAGGUCAGCACCCAGCAGACUUAGCUGGUAUGGAACCGCCAAUUGACCACAGCAGUGCAGCCAGCUGCCUCGCUGCUGUCCCGGUACCCAGCAAGGUACCUCCAUCGGCGGCACAGAAGAGGGUGUCCCAUUGGAAGCAACUGUGGGACGUGCGCUGCAGCUUCCAGAAGAAGAGAGACCGGGACGGUGGAGUCCGGAGGAAGAGGAAGUCCCCAUCAAUUCGCAUCCCAGGCAUCGUCAGCAGGUGGAGGAAGAGUUUUGAGGCCUCAGCUGGAUCAGCCUCUUCAGCAGGCAUUUCAGGCCAGGGUGGGGCCGGAGCGUCCAGCUGCGUCGCUGGCGCCAGCGGCAUGACGCGCGCCAGCCGCAUCCGCCAGUGGCGCCAGUACUGGGACGGGCUGGCGAGUGCAGAGGCCGCCCAAGCACACCGCGACACAGGUGCCACACGUAAACUGUCCAAACUGCCACCAUCUGCUGUCGCACUGUUCGACCGCAGCCAACGGGACGACCUGGGGACUCCAGACGAGUGUGCUCCUUCAGCCCACCAGCAGAGUGACAGCGACCUUCCAGCAGUGUCCAGCUGGAAGUUCCAGUCCCCGACACCUCCACCGUCCUACCAGGAGUUGGUGCUUUCCGGAGUCAUCAAGCCUCCACAACCUCCGGCACCACGCAAGAAGCACCAUCGGGCACACGUCCAGAGGGCUCCUCCUCUUGUACCUAUGCAUUCGACCGCUGCAGUCCGUAGUAAUGUCGAGGACCCUUCUUCUCACGACCUCCCCACUACUAGCGGGCCACUACAGGAAAUGGCAGCGCUCAAUACAAAAACACUCACGACUGUCGUUCCAUCUGCUGAGCAAGAUCCACCUGUGGAAGAUCAAAAAAUGGGUGUGAUAGGUGCAGGUCAGCAGAAGUGCACAGCCUCGGAAGGUGUGACUCCUGAGCGAGUGAACAGGUACUCCAUUUCCAGCAUCAGUGUCAGUGAGGGGGCCGGAGUAAGAGUUGUGCAGUCACCAGAUAACAUACUGACACCUUCACAGGACACGCGCGAGAAACCCAUUGUGGAACUCAGAGAAGAGGUUGCGACGCCUGAACCUGAACCCCGUAUCUUAGAAACUAAGAAACCCCAUAUAUCAAGUAGAUAUAUUUCAGCUAUUGGAGCCAAGGAAGAGUCCAUAACAAGCACACGUCCAAAGACUUCCAAAGUGGUACAUAUGACUAACAAAAAAAGGGCCCAGUUGGAAGAGGUCACAGACAUACCAGUCAGAGAUUUAGUAAGGAAUGUAGGGCCAGUCAAGAACGUUGUUAUCAUACCACGGACCGCCAUGGACGAUACCUCUUACACAUCUGUGUACAGCACUGAGAGGUCAAUGUACAGAACUGGCAAAACGGAGAGGGUCGAAGUGAAUGCUAACAGUUUCGGAUCAAAGAUGGAGAGCUCUCAAGAUUUAAGCAAGGAACAGGAGCCCAGAAGAGAAACACCCACCUUAGUAGCUUGGGAACAAACAGUUGGAGAAGCCUCUGGCAAUUUGGCCUCUCCUGCAGUGACAGAGGCAGCAGUGACUUCUAGACCGAGUGGUGGUGACCGGCGACAGAAGGAGAAGGACAAGGUGUCCCUGGCGGAGUUCCUUGCCCUGGAGGCGCAGGACUUCGACAGUGAGGACCUGGCCAGCGUCCAGAAGCUGUCGGGUCUGUUUGACGAAAAGAAGGCCAGGCCGGCCACUCCGUCAAAGACUCAGACGCCUCCGAGGUCGCCCACGAGGAAGCCAGUGGUACGACCAGCUCCCGUCACUGCCAGCAUCGGUGAUUCCAGGGACUCAGAGGUGCAGCAUUUGCCAGAGGUGAAAGUGCCAGUGGUACGGGUAGUGGUGGUGGAGGAGGUGAAGAAGCAGCAGCCUCCCUCACCGUCACCCUCCAGGAGGGCGUCCUUUUCUGGAGAACUCCGGAGCAGGCCGACAGCGCCCGCAGUGGCAGCUCCGAGGCCGUGGUCACCCACACCUCAGCCGUCUGCUGCUGCCGCAGUGGACCAAGGAGCAGAAGAUGCUGAGAGCCGCAACCGGUUCGAGCGGGCGCGCAUGUUCUUCCAGUCGCUGGAGAAGUCGCAGGGCUCCAGCAGCAGGUCGGGCUCCCUGGACUCGGCUCCCCCAUUCGCGGAGGCCGAAGAUAACCUCUCCAGCCAAAGGACCAAAGGACAUAACGGACGACGGCGGCGCAGCGGCGACGGAGGCUCCGUGACGCCUGGUGGGGGCGUCCAAUGGGAGACGGGUGGACCGCGCUGGCAGAGCCGCCUGGGGGAGAGGCCCGGAGGCAGCGAACGGCUGCCGCGAAAGGUGUCCGAAAGGUUCCACGUCCGGGACCUGUUCCGCGAUGUGCUGGGUGAGGGCGGCGUGCGCGGCAUCCCGCACCAGCAGGCAGUGUUGGCAGCCCUGCGCAGUGUCGAGAGCGACGGCAGCCGACCCGUCUCCCCCUACGAGGAGCUGGCAGCCAGUGGGGGCAUCAGCAGCCCCGAUCCGGACCCAUACCCAGAUGCAGACUCAGAUCCAGAUCCAGAUCCAGAGCCAGUGCCGGAGUUGGACUGCCGGCGGGGCUGCAGCUCUCCGGAGCCGCAGGCGUACCUAUCCGAGUACCCGUACCUGCCCAAGACGCCGACCCGUCAGUUCCGACCGAGACCAGCCCUGCUCCAGCCCACGCUCAUACCACGCAGGGAGCUGCUCAAGACGGAGUGACUCUCCACCGGCACGGGACUCCUCAGCAUUGGACAGUUGUUCACUAUGGGAACUCCUCAACAUGGAACAUCCACCCAAUGGGGGCUCCUCGACUCGGGACAGCAAUCCAGUAUGAGAUCUCCUCAACAUAGGGCAGUCCUCCACUGGGACACCCCUCAACAUGGGACAACUAUCCACCAGAGCAUCUCCUCCACAUGGGACAACUGUCCACUAGAGGACCAACAUUAGACAAUUAUCCACUAGAGGAUCUCUCCUCAACAUGGAGCAGUCCUUCACUGGGGAACUCCUGAACGUGGGACAGCCAUCCACUGGAGGAUCUACUCAACAUAAAGCAGUCCUCCAGUGGAGAACCCCUCAACAUGGACAACUUUCCACUAGGGAUCUCCUCCACAUGGGACAACUGUCCACUAGAGGAUCUCCUCAACAUAUAGCAGCCCUCUACUGGGGUACUCAACAGGGAUCCACUAGAGGUUCUCCUUAACAUGGUACAACUAUCCCUCAGAGGACCUCUUCAACAUAGAGCUGGCUACUCCAUGGCGUGUUGUGUGCACCACGACCAAAUAGUGGAUAGAAUUGGAAGGAAAAUCAGCAUUGGCCGUACUUUUGUUGUUUUAUUGUCAGCAAAAUCGAUUUUUGGUCACUUAGUGACCAUCCUCAGUGCUGUAAUAUACAAUUAAGAUUGGUAGGCACUGGUA